AUGUCCGUUUACAACACUUCUCAAAAAAUGCUGCCUCGUGAUCCGCCGCUGAAGGGCAGUUUCCCGCUUGACCGUGACGGGUACUGUAAGAUUGCCAUGCUGGACUACAUGAUCUGCUUGCACAAAAACGCGGCGACACAGGAGAAGUGUCGACAGGAGUCAAAAGAAUACCUCGAAUGUCGAAUGAAGCAUGGCUUGAUGGACAAAGAAGACUGGGAUAAACUUGGGUAUGAUCGUGAAAAAAAGUCGUUAGAAAACUAA
Molecule: messenger RNA, 261 nt
Organism: Soboliphyme baturini
Lineage: Eukaryota; Metazoa; Nematoda; Enoplea; Dioctophymatida; Soboliphymatidae
Source: the annotation of a GenBank genome assembly